AUGCCCAGGGGGGAUGAAGACACUGCUGCCGUGAACAGCCCGCGCCAGCCGCAGCCCCUGGGUGAGGCUCUCCCUCAGUUGCCGGGUUCUGUGUCAGAGCCCUUAGGGCCUAGCAGGGCCAGGAUGGGGGUGGAGAGUUACCUGCCCUGUCCCCUGCCGUCCUCCUACCACCGUCCGGGAGCGCCUGGUAAGGCCUCGGCGGGGAGUGGGACCCCCAGAGCCACAGCUACUUCCACCCCAUCCAGCCCCCUGCGGGAGGGCUUCGGUGGGCAGGAUGGCGGCGAGCUGCGGCCGCCGCAGAGUGACGGUGCUGCGGCACUGGUCACCAAGGGGUGUCGGCGACUGGCAGCCCAGGGCGCCCAGCCCGAGGCCCCCAAACGGAAAUGGGCAGAGGAUUGUGGGGAUGCCCACGCGCCCAGCAAGGGGCCCUGGGCCGGGCAGGAGAGCCAGGAGGCGGAGGCCGAGGGGAAGGGCUGCAGCAGGGGCAGCGGUGAGGCCAGCGCCAGGCUGAGGGAGGAGGUGCUGCCCGCUGCACCUGAGCGCCUGGCCCUGGGCUAUAUUGUGCCCUGCAUGCGGUACUAUGGCAUCUGCGUCAAGGACAGCUUCCUGGGGGCGGCACUGGGUGGCCGAGUGCUGGCAGAGGUGGAGGCCCUGAAGCAGGGCAGGCGCCUGCGUGAGAGCUAGCGGGCUAUCCUGCCACGCAGCCUCCGUGGGGAGCAGAUCGCCUGGGUGGAAGGCCAUGAGCCAGGCUGCCGAAGCAUCGGUGCCCUCGUGGCCCACGUGGAUGCUGUAAUCCGCCACUGUGCUGGGAGGCUGGGCAGCUACGUCAUCAAUGGGUGCACCAAGGCCAUGGUGGCGUGUUACCCAGGUAAUGGGCUGGGGUACGUGAGGCACGUUGACAAUCUGCAUGGCGAUGAGUGCUGCAUCACCUGCCUCUAUUACCUGAAUCAGAACUGGGACAUCAAGGUGCAUGGCGGCCUGCUGCAGAUAUUCCCUGAAGGCCGUCCUGUGGCAGCCAACAUUGAGCCACUCUUUGACCAGCUGCUCAUUUUCUGGUCUGAUCGGCGGAACCCCCAUGAGGUGAAACCAGCCUAUGCCACCAGGUACGCCAUCACUGUCUGGUAUUUUGAUGCCAAGGAGCAAGCAGCAGCCAAAGACAAGUAUCAGCUAGCAUCAGGACGGAAAGGUGUCCAAGUACCCGUAUCACAGCCAACUACACCCACCUAGUGUCUAGCCCCAGAGCUGCCUGGACAGAUAGCUUGCCCUGACUUCAGGAGAGCCCUGGGCCCCAGUGCCACCAGUCUCGGUGCCUGCUCCUUCCCCGCCACUGCCGCUGCUUCUGUCUUUGCUUCUGUUCUGCCUGGUGUGGAGGGCUCCAUCCAUCGCUGAGGACCAAGGAGGAGGAGAGACCUCUGCUGCCCUGGGAUGGGGGCUGGGGUUGUGACCUGGGCAGAGGCCAGUGUUGGGGACUGCCAUUACUGGAGCCGAGGGUCUGUGUCCUGCCCUGUCUGGUCAUGCAUGCCCCUCUCAGGUUUGGAGAGCUGGAAGGAGGCACUGCCACCUCCUACCGGAAUGCAGGAUUUGGGGUUGGGGUGACUCAUGGCCUCUUGCUGGCAAAGGUUUGUGGGGGAGUAUCCCCAAGCCCCCCACUCCUCCAGCCUGGAAUGGGAAGUGACUCCCCAACCCCUUUGGCCAUGGCACCUUUUGGACUAGGCUGCCGCUGCUUGGGCAGGAUAAAAGGUGCUGGGAGGAACAUGGGUCUGCAAGUCCUGUCAGCCAAGAAAUAAAAGUUGACC
This is a messenger RNA of Kogia breviceps (pygmy sperm whale), 1796 nucleotides long. The record is from RefSeq and is a predicted model, not a curated record. Lineage: Eukaryota; Metazoa; Chordata; Mammalia; Artiodactyla; Physeteridae.